Molecule: messenger RNA, 1016 nt
Organism: Chlamydomonas reinhardtii
Lineage: Eukaryota; Viridiplantae; Chlorophyta; Chlorophyceae; Chlamydomonadales; Chlamydomonadaceae
Exons: 1
Coding region: 327-503 (58 amino acids)
Source: RefSeq, a predicted model, not a curated record
GCAGGGCGUCGGCUAGGCGAGUGUGCUGGGCUUGUUUCUGGUCACACUUUUCGCUGUGGUGGAGGUCCGAUGUGUAACCAACUUCUAUCAGGUAGACUUUGUGUUGCCGUCGGCCGGCGGUUGUAAGGCCGCGGGGCCCACUAGCCCCCACGUUGGAGCGUGGUAGGGAUGGGAUGAACAGGAUGGUCAGGCCUCAUCCUUUUUCGGUCGGCCUCGGGGAUAUUGUUGCGCAGCAUCCAUUUGGGGGGGCAGGUGCCCGCACAGUAUUCGGGGCGUGCAUCUGCACUGCUUGCGUCCAUCAGCAUGUACCCGCCACCGUUGGCGCCAUGGUGCAGGCAUUCCGCGAUCAUACGGACGGCGGCAUUGUGUUUGGCGAUGCGGGCCCCAACAAGUUGGGGGUGCGCACAGUGGCCGGCAAGGUGGCCUGCGUUGCCCCGUUCGGGGGGGGAUCCAGCGCGCUGGUGAAUCGGGGCGCAGAGUGCACAUGUGUCACUUGCACGUAGUUUGAACAGCGCAAGCCGGGCGGGGCAGAUGAGGCCUCCCUGUCUGGCGUUCUGGAUGAAGCGUCGGAGGCUGUGCCCAGCGCCGGGGUGCGUCAUGUAGGCGGUGCUGGCCCUGGUGUCCAGGUGUGGGGCGGACUCCGCCCACUUGGUCGUGUAGAGUGUGUGUUUGGAAUGACCGCCAUGGGAGGAAGGGUCUAGUGUUUUCAGGAGGCCCCGAUUGAGGUCCGAGAUGUAGUGCACGGUGGUAGAGCCGUCUUCCCGCGUCCGGGUCGUUGCUGGCCACCAGUGUGUGGCGUGGGGGUUAUUGUCAGCGAGCUCCGAGACGUCAGCCGGUUUAGUGCUUGUAGCUACGUCUGCUGCACCUUUAUCGGCUUCUUCAUUACCGUGCAGACCCGUGUGAGAAACGACUUUAAGGAAAACGGUGUGUGCGUCCCUCUUCGCUCGUGCAUGGAGCAAAUCGGCGAUCGAACUCAGAAGUGCCUUAUGUUUGCUCAGAUGUAAGCGGCGUGGUUC